AUGUAUCAUGUGAUAAUGUGCGCAGGUGCGCACGCUCAGAAGGCUUCCCCAGAGGGCGCCCUUGCUGAUUGACAGCUGAUCAUAGCGCACGCUCAGAAGGCUUCCCCAGAGGGCGCCCUUGCUGAUUGACAGCUGAUGAACUGAGGGGGUUCCCCGGUUAAUUUCCGGGAAACCCCAUUCGCGAUUUCCAAUUCCAAAUGGUUCGAAUCUUGCUCAAAUUCGACAGGUCUAAACAGGUACAGAUACAGAUAUUCUAAGGACUUCCAUUUGUGGCCGGCCGGGUGAUCCAAAGUACCUACUCCUAGAACUACCAAAGAACCAUGGAUAAACAACCUAAAGCAGCCCCCUCAGCCGCAACAGGUUCCCAACAACCAACUGGAUACAUCGGGAACAUUGGUACAAUCAGCGGUAACAACGGCCCUGCUAUUGUUGGUGGAUGUGGAGUUAGUAUCCAUAAUUACAACUACCCGAUACAGAGACCAGGAGCGCCUGCACCCGGACCUCAACAGACACCAGGCCAAGAACCAAAAGGAGCAUGUUUAGAUGACAAAACUCUGUACGAGGUUGCUGAGAAACUUUCUGCAAAAUGGACAUCACUGGCACUUAAGGAGCUGCGUUUUUCCGCGACACAGGUUGAGACUAUCGAGAACAAAUACCCAAAUAAUUAUAUAAGGCAGGCUCUCGAUAUGCUUGUAUCAUGGAAACAGGCCCAGUCCUCCAGUGAUAAACAACAGGUGACCACGUUGUGCACAGCAUUGAAGAACAUCGGAAGAGAAGAUAUUGCCAAAUGUCUGCAGGGUUAAUACAGGCACAACGGCAACAGAAAUCCAGCCUAUGUAUCCCGCCGAGUCUACAGUUCCCGACAAGUUCCUGCCAAGUCCCCAUCGAUCCAGCCAGGCCAAGCCCAACCAAGUCAAGACUACAUACUCCCAGUGAAGAUGGGCUGCUGAAAUACAUGUACUAGUUUUCUCUUAAGAUUUAUUGUAUUACUUUAGUUUAUGUAUCAUCUUUUACUAAAAUCAAGUGCUCAUGCAUUUUCAUUUUGAAAUAUAGAUAUUUUUUUUGGGUGAGAACACUAUAUGAUAUACAGCUUGUGAAUUUUUUGUUUUCGCUAUUUAGCUGGAAAAGAAUAAAAUCUCAAUAGCAAACAUUAAGAAAGGCGUAAACUAGUAAAAGUUGAUUCUAUCAUGCCGGCUACAUAAUUGGUGCCUGAUGUGUGGUUUACGCUGUAUUUUUCUAUCAAAUGUUAACAUUCGCACACACCUUUGAACAGCAAAGUAGCGACGAAGCCCACAAAUUCUAUUUGAUAUUGUUCAUUUUCCAUAUUGCAUUGCCAUUCCUUUUACUGAAAUAUGUAUCUUUGUGGAGACAUCUCUUUGUUCUCGUGUACUAACAUUUGUGGAAAUCUAGUUUCAAAAUUCUACUUUUACCAGAAUAAAUUUUUAAGCUGAAAUUUGGACCAAAUAUCCAUUUUCAAAAAAAUCAUUCAAUUUUAUUAUGAUGUAAUUUUAUAUUUUG
Messenger RNA from Patiria miniata (bat star), 1518 nucleotides. RefSeq lists its product as uncharacterized. Bases 321 to 803 code for a protein of 160 amino acids. The transcript has 6 exons. Gene Ontology annotation, biological process: signal transduction. Lineage: Eukaryota; Metazoa; Echinodermata; Asteroidea; Valvatida; Asterinidae. Gene Ontology annotation, molecular function: protein binding. The record is from RefSeq and is a predicted model, not a curated record.